Drosophila ficusphila is the source of this 2767-nucleotide messenger RNA. It is a transcript of the gene Bap111, whose product is annotated as basic proline-rich protein. Gene Ontology annotation, cellular component: SWI/SNF complex. The coding region runs from base 103 to 2451 and encodes 782 amino acids. Lineage: Eukaryota; Metazoa; Arthropoda; Insecta; Diptera; Drosophilidae. Gene Ontology annotation, biological process: negative regulation of DNA-templated transcription. The record is from RefSeq and is a predicted model, not a curated record. Gene Ontology annotation, molecular function: nuclear receptor binding; nucleosomal DNA binding. The transcript has a single exon.
ACACCGUUAAAAGCCGACCGACAGAAAAUGGCGUCCGCCUGAAAAUUGUUGUCUCUCUUUGCUAAAAAAAACGCUUAAUCGACCCAACAACAAGGUGAAAAGAUGGCCCUGCCCAGCAACUACAAGCAGAUAGCCGUUGGCGCUCCGGGACCUGGUCCGGCGACCCCGCUGCAGGGUGUUGUAGGCGGCGGCGGCGGUGGGUCCAGCGGCGGCAGCCGGUCACGUUCAGCCGGCGGCGGCGGUGGAGCCGAUCGCAACAAGGACCAGACGCCCAUCUUCACGCACAGUAACUACGGCAACCCGGCAUUCACCCCGCAGAAGGUGACCAAAUCCUCGAGCAGCAAGAACCAAAAUGAAUCGAGGCUUCCGAAGCCGCCGAAACCGCCGGAGAAGCCAAUUCUGCCGUACAUGCGAUACUCGAAACGCGUGUGGGACAGCGUCAAGGCUCAGCAUCCCGAACUGAAGCUCUGGGAGCUGGGCAGAAAGAUCGGGGCGAUGUGGAAGCUGCUCGGCGAGGACGAGAAGACCGAGUUCAUCGACGAAUACGAGGCGGAGAAACUGGAGUACGAGAAGUCCCUGAAGGCCUACCAUCAGACGCCCGCCUAUCAGGCCUACAUGUCGGCCAAAAGCAAGGUGAAGACAGACGUCGAUAUGCACGAGACCCCGUCCCGCGGCGGCGGCAGUAAGUCGCAGCACGAGAGACGCAUCGACAUCCAGCCGGCCGAGGAUGAGGACGACCAAGACGAGGGUUAUACCGCCAAGCACAUGGCCUAUGCCCGCUACCUCAGAAACCAUCGGUUGAUCAACGAAAUAUUCUCGGAGGCCGUUGUGCCCGAUGUCCGGUCCGUGGUCACGACCACGCGGAUGCAGGUGCUCAAGCGCCAGGUGAGUUCACUGACCAUGCACCAAACCAAACUGGAAGCGGAGCUGCAGCAGAUGGAGGAGAAGUUCGAGGCGAAGAAGCAGCGCAUGGUGGAAUCAAGUGAGGCGUUCCAGGAGGAGCUGAAGCGCCACUGCAAACCAGCCGUGGACGAGGACACCUUCCAGAAGAUGGUGCACCGCAUGUACGAGGACAUCAAGCGUGAUCGCCAGCGAUUGGAUGAGCCGCCCAGUGCGAAUAACUCGACGAAUCCUGGUGGCGCUCCAGCUGCUGCUGCUGCUGCUGCAGGCAGUGCUGCAGCAGGACCUGUGACGAGGAGCGAGGAGACGGCCGCCAAGCCGCCUACGCAGCCGGGACAGCCAAGUGCCACGCCCGCUAGCCAAGAAGCACCAACGACGCCGGCAACAGCAACUCCACCUGCCAAGGAAACACCGCCAGUUGUGAAGCCACCCACUGCCAAUCCCGCUCCAAACGCCACGCCCAACACCACGCCUGCGCCACCGGUGCACGUCCAUGAGACGGCCAGCAAAACGGAUCCCGAGCCCAUGGACAUUGAGCCGCCACCGAAGCCCUCGGUGCCGCCGCCGCCCAUAAAGCCGGAGAAGCUGGAGAUGGCCGCUGCCCUGCCGCCGCAGUCAACGCUCGUGGAGCCACCAAAAUCGGAGCCCGCCAAGGUGCUGGCCCAGCCCGGCAAGGUGCCCACACCAGUUCCGACGCCCACGCCGCCGCCCGAGGUGAUUCCAGUGGUCGGAUCGGCAGCUCCUCCUGCGACGACAGCGACUGCAGCUGCGGCUGCGGCCGCGGCAACAACAACGGCGACGACACCCACGCCACCACCGGUGCAACAGCAACAGCAGCAGCAGGUGCCGCUGCCGCAACAACAGGGAGCACCAGCUCCGCCGCCAGGUAUGCCCCAGAUGCAUCCACAUCCCGGCCAUCCGCCGCCGGGACACUCGCUGAUGCCACCGCACAUGGGACCGCAUCAACCGCCGCCCGGAAUGCCGGGCUUGCCGCCACCGCCGCCGCACACAGGUUACGCCAACUACGGCGGACCGCCGCAUGGACCACCGCCCGGUCCGCCCGGAGGACCCGCCAGGCCGUACUACCAGCCGCAGUACGGUGGUCAUCCCACACCGCAGCCCUACUACGCGCCCUUCUCGCCGUAUCAGCAGUCCUACGGCCCGCCUCCCGGCUCGCAUUACAUGUCCCCGCGUCCGCCGCCGCCGCAGCAUAAUGGCAAUCCGGGACAUCCGUAUGCACCCGAACACGGCAGCAAUCCGCCGCCACCGCAACAGCAGCAGCAGCAGCAACAACAACAACCGCCGCCGGGUCACCUGCAUGGAGAGCCCACAGGAGGGGGACCAGGAGGACCUAAUCCCGGUGCAGCCGGACCACCAGCAGCAGCGGCCGGAGCAGGAGGCUAUCCCACUGCCGGGCCAGGAGCGGGACCUGGAGCACCGCCGGCAGCAGGAGGAGCACCGCUGGGCGAGGCAGCUGUGUCCGGAGGAGCUGCACCACCGCCAACGGCGACUGGCAAACAUCCCGAGGCGGAAAAACAUGAGGCGGAUUGAGAAGGAGGCGGAGCCCUCCAGACCUCCAGCUCCAACUAGCUUAAGUCCCUAACUUAUACAUACAUGAAUUGAUCCCUGUGUUGUAAAAUAGCUGUCCCCCGUUUUGAAACUACUCGACUUGCUCGCUGUACACCGAAAUGCCCUUUGCUCUGAUCGCUGUUUGAGCUCUCCCAUCAACUCCAUUCGUAAUUAAGUUUAAAAUCCAUUUUUUUUUCUUACGGCCCGAUUUUAAUAUUUUAAUUGAGUGUCACAUUAUAAAGUGUAAUGCUAAAUAUACGAGUAAAAUAAAUGUACGUUUAUAUGUAAAUUAAGCAAA